Caenorhabditis briggsae is the source of this 1980-nucleotide messenger RNA. Gene Ontology annotation, molecular function: fatty acid binding; acyl-CoA oxidase activity; FAD binding. The coding region runs from base 1 to 1980 and encodes 659 amino acids. Lineage: Eukaryota; Metazoa; Nematoda; Chromadorea; Rhabditida; Rhabditidae. The transcript is spliced from 10 exons. The record is from RefSeq and is a predicted model, not a curated record. Gene Ontology annotation, biological process: ascaroside biosynthetic process; lipid homeostasis; fatty acid beta-oxidation using acyl-CoA oxidase. Gene Ontology annotation, cellular component: peroxisome.
AUGCCAUUGAAUAAACUGAUUCAAGACGGUGACAACCAGGAUUUGACCAAUGAGAGAUUCAAAUCAACUUUCGACACUGAUGCUCUCGCUGCAGUUUUUCAUUCGGGAGAGGACUCGUUGAAAAGAAUUCGUGAAGUGAGAGAUGAGAUUACAAAACGAGGACAUCUUUUUGAUUCUUUGCCAGCUGCUCACAGAACUAGAGCCGAGAAAAUGGAAGAUGUCAGCAGAAAGCUUAAAAACUUGAUGGAAAACGUCAACGAAUUUGCCGACUUCACCAAUAAUCUCGACAUGCUGACAAUUAUUCGUGAUGUGAUGGGAGUUGAGGGGUUCCCAUUGGCUCUUCACAAUCUGAUGUUUGUUCCGACUAUUCAAAAUCAGGCAGAUGAUGAACAGACUGAGUGGUGGUUGAUGGAUGCUAUCCAAGGAAAAAUUAUCGGAACUUAUGCUCAAACGGAACUCGGACACGGAACCAAUUUGAGUGCCAUCGAGACAACGGCAACUUAUGACAAAUCGACGGAAGAGUUUAUCAUUCACACUCCGACAACAACUGCAACAAAAUGGUGGCCAGGAGGUCUAGGAACCAGUUGUACCCAUGUGAUUCUUGUUGCCAACUUGAUAAUUGACAAUAAGAAUUAUGGGCUUCACCCAUUCUUCGUUCCAAUUCGUGAUCGAAACUCCUAUUCCCAAAUGUCUGGAGUCCGUGUAGGUGAUAUUGGAACAAAGAUGGGAGUGAAUUGCGUGGAUAAUGGAUUCCUAGCAUUUGACAACUACCAUAUCCCUCGUCGCAAUAUGCUUAUGAAACAUAGCAAAGUAUCCAAAGAAGGAGUCUACACUGCUCCAUCUCAUCCAAAAGUUGGAUACACUACAAUGUUGUACAUGAGAUCUGAAAUGAUUAUGCAUCAAUCUUACUAUCUGGCAAUGGCUAUGGUCAUCGCAAUCCGAUAUUCAGCUGUUCGCAGACAAGGAGAGAUCAAACCGGGAACUCAAGAAGUUCAGAUUCUCGACUACCAGACUCAACAAUACCGUCUCUUCCCAGGACUUGCUCGUUGUUUUGCAUUUGUGACAGCAGCUAAUACGGUCCGUCAGAUGACUGAAAGUUGUAUUCAAGAGUUGUCGCAUGGAAAAUCAGAUGUUCUGGCUGAUCUUCAUGCAUUAUCUUGUGGAUUGAAGGCAGUAGUCACUCAUCAAUCGUCCACUUCUAUCGAUCAGGCAAGACAGGGUUGUGGAGGUCAUGGAUAUUCGGAUGCCAGUUAUUUGCCAACUCUUUAUACUUGCUCCGUGGGUGCAUGCACAUAUGAAGGAGAGAACAUGGUUAUGCUUCUGCAGCUGUCCAAGUACCUCAUGAAAGCGGCUGCUAAAGCGGAGGAAGGAGCUGUCAUGGCCCCACUUGUCGCCUAUCUUGCCAAAUCGGAACCAGUUGCCAUUGGAGAUAAGUUCGAAAAGCUGCUCAGCCAUUUUGAGCAUAUUGCUCGUCAUCGUGUCAUGCAUGCAUAUCGUCAGAUGAUCGAAGAAGAGAAGCAGGGAAUCGAGAGAGAUUACGCCUUCGCAAAUCAUUCGGUCGACUGGACCAAGGCCGCUCGAGCACAUACAAAACUUUUCAUUGCUCGUGGAUUUGUGAAAAUGGUUCAAGAAGUGUCGAAUCCAGAAGUGCAUGCUGUGUUGACAACUCUCGCUGAGCUCUAUUUGUCCUACGAACUUAUUGAGAUGUCUUCUGAUUUGACAGCCAACGGAUACCUUUCAGAAUCUCAAGUCCAAGAAAUCAGACAUCAAAUUUACGAUUGUAUGAAAAAGAUUCGUCCGAAUGCCGUCUCAAUCGUCGACUCAUUUGAUUUCUGCGACAGAGAGCUUCGUUCGGUCCUCGGUCGCCGUGACGGACACGUGUAUGAGAAUUUGUACAAAUGGGCCCAAAUGAGUCCACUCAAUCAGAAGAACCUGCCUCAUGUGGAGAAGUAUUUGAAACCAAUGACCAGCAAACUAUAA